CUUCCCCCUUCCGGGAGACGUGCCGCCUCUGCGCAGGCGCAAUUCGGCGGCGUACGCGCCGUUUUGCGCGGGAGUUUUGGAGCCGGCCUCGGCGUCCGUAAGAUGGCCCAGCCUGUGGACCCGGAGCUCGGGGACGGCAGGCUCGGAAGAUCCAGCCCGGAGGGACGGAUUCCCGAAGGUUCUCCAUCCAAGUUGACUUCAUUGACUGGUACUAAGGCAGCAAGAGUGCCUGAAGAAGAAGUAGUGGUGCCCAACACUCAAGAUCAUCAAUUAACAUCAAGCCCUACCUCUCUGAAAACCUGUACUGCAUCUUCUGCCUUCCUGGAGACUACCAAAGAUGUCUCAAGAAAAAGAAAGAACUCUGAGGACAGCCCUAAAACAGGAAAAAAUCAGGAUCUUGAGCCUACCUACAUGGCACCACAAGAAUAUAACAGCUAUCAAAAAACCAAGCGGCAGUCCUGGCGUAGGGCUAGUAUGAAAGAAACAAACCGUCGGAAGUCACUGCCUCCCUUUCACCAGGAUAUCACAGAGCUCAGCAGAUCUAUCAGCAUAGACCUGGCCGAAAGCAAACGCCUUGGCUGCCUUCUGCUCUCCAGUUUUCAGUUCUCUGCACGGAAACUUGAACCUUUUCUGAGAGAUACUGAUGGUGUCAGUCUUGAUACUUUUAGAGCCAGAGUAUCUUCAAUUUCUGAAGAAUUCAAGCAUUAUACAAACAGACUUGAAGAUGAUGGGACCUUACAAAAAUGCUCUGAAGAAUCAAAAGGUCAGUCAACAGAUAUUGCCUUGGAAGCAUCAAUGGCAGAAAUAAAAGAAUAUAUAGCCAGGCUUUCUUUGGAGUGUACGAAUUGGGAUCAACUAUUACUGCAUCACCAGAAAGUAGCUGAAGAGACAGCCAGGAUGUUAGAGGAAGCCAAAAUUACUGAUGUAGAACUGGACCCUGCUCUGUAUCUUCAGUCUUCACAACGUGAAAUUCUUAGUGCAAAACCUGACUACCAGAAAAUAUUAGACAGCCAGAAUGAGGUUUUUAACUGCAUGGAGAUGGUGCUGGAUGAAUUACAAGGAUCAAUAAAGCUGUUGUAUUCUUUUAUGGAAGAUACUACCCAAUUCUUCAAGAAGGUGUCAAUGCAACUUGGAAAAAGUACUGCCCAGCAGUUGGAAGCCUCACCAAUUAGAAAACUUCUUGAACCUCAACUACAAAAACCAUCUCUCACACACUAAUGUUCUCUGCUAAUGAUCACAGUCUACAUACAUUUCCUCCAAAUUGUCGUUCAGAUGGUUGAAGAUGAGAAGUUGCUGCCUUUUAUGGAGUGUGACCAUAAAUUAAUGUGACACUUUUUAAAAACAGGCAUCAGCACUUAAGUACUCUGAAUAUUCAGUUAUAAUUUUGUCUUCAGAGUCUUUACACAGACUCCACUGAUGGCAUUGCUCAAGACAUUUUUGGAAUUUAGAUUUGGAAAUGACACAUUUAUACAUAUAUCUCUACUCAGCGACAACAAGUUGUUCUUAAAAGGGCAGUUCCCUUUUUCUCCUUGAAAUGGCCAGGUUAUUAAUAUCUGGUGAAUAAAGUUGCUUAUCUACUUAAAGAGGUUAAAGAAUAUGGGGAGAUUACGAAGUAAUGAUAUGUAUUUUCUUUUAUGGCUCUGUAGGGAGUUCUAAACAUGUUUGGAUUAAUGGCUUCACUAAAGUAGACCUGUGGCUUCUUGAGGAAAUGACUUUGAAGGAUAUAUAUAAUUUACUUUUAAAUUGUGUCUCAUUACAUUAGUUACCAUGUAUAUACUUCUCCAUUCCUUGUUUGUCUUAAUAUUUAUGUUGACUACCCACUCUCCCACCACCCAUGUCCACAAACCCUUGGUUUUAUUUUCUAAAACAAUGUACAAUAAAGAACUGCAUGUGAUUACA
Messenger RNA from Dromiciops gliroides (monito del monte), 1899 nucleotides. It is a transcript of the gene DSN1, whose product is annotated as DSN1 component of MIS12 kinetochore complex. The transcript has 12 exons. The record is from RefSeq and is a predicted model, not a curated record. Gene Ontology annotation, cellular component: MIS12/MIND type complex. Bases 103 to 1218 code for a protein of 371 amino acids. Lineage: Eukaryota; Metazoa; Chordata; Mammalia; Microbiotheria; Microbiotheriidae. Gene Ontology annotation, biological process: mitotic sister chromatid segregation; cell division.